Messenger RNA from Pseudophryne corroboree (corroboree frog), 9205 nucleotides. It is a transcript of the gene TNRC18, whose product is annotated as trinucleotide repeat containing 18. The record is from RefSeq and is a predicted model, not a curated record. Gene Ontology annotation, molecular function: chromatin binding. The transcript is spliced from 29 exons. The coding region runs from base 384 to 8408 and encodes 2674 amino acids. Lineage: Eukaryota; Metazoa; Chordata; Amphibia; Anura; Myobatrachidae.
GGCAGCAGAGCCGACUAACCAGGGAAUUACUACACGCUGUGGAUAGGUUGCAUGGGAGGAGGUGGGCACGGCCACACAAUGCUUGUUUCAUUUCUAUUUAGUGCGCUCAGGGUUGUGCUGCGGAUGGUAAGAUGCGUCUUCUCCAGCCUAUAGCACCGGAUAAUGGGUUUCUUGAAUGUGGACAGAACAGUUUGGAUUAUAAAUGCCAGUAUGGUGCCUCCUGGUAAUUGUAUAUACUAAGGGGUCGCCUGUACAUCAUAUUGUUUUCUGAGUCUAUUAAUGUGAAAUAUCGGAGGAAUGAAGGCUAUCUAAGAGCAGAAGCAGCGGGAACUUACUGCAGGUGGUCUCUGGACCAUGGUACGGUUCAGAUAUUCUGUUUAAAGAUGGAUGGAAGGGAAUUUGUAAACAUGCCGCCCUUGGGGCGGUCAGGGCUACCACUGGAGGCAGGCGGUGUUCCUUCUGGAAGUACUGGUGGGCAACUUAUUCCAUCCACAGGACAACUAGCUCCAUUUUGCACAGCAAAGUAUUUUCCAAGACCUCAUGGCUUACACUCCCAACCAGGCUUUUCUCACUUUGGCAGAAGUGUCUACCAUUCCUACAUUCCAAUGAGUCACCUUGAUCCUUCUGGUGGUGUUAGUCCUCUUUUAAUGCAUAUGGGUCCACACAGUUUGAUUGAGCCCCAGAAAGAUCGAUUUUGUUUCUCUGGUCAACAAUCAACAUAUCCUCCUCCAACAUCAAUGUUGAAGGCAUUGAGUAAUCAGACGAAGAGCUCCCACUUGCAUGAAAAUGAUCCUGUGUGUCACUCUCCUAAAGAGACUUCCAAAGACACACGGGACAAAGUUAGCUCUUGCUUCCUAGGCACAUCAAAACAAGAUAGGCGUAUUGCAGAAGAGACACAGUCUGGUGAUUUACUUGAUCGCGAUUUGGACACUAAAGUAGAAAGGGAAAGGAAGAAAAGUGGUCUUCAUAGGGUACUUAAAAUAGGGGAACAUCAUUCUCCAUUUAUAUCUGAAUUUGUGCCAAACCGAUGGUCGGGAAAUACCGAAACUAAAUCCAAAAACCCUCUUCAGAUAUCUCUGCAGAGUAAUUGCAAUCAUGGCGGUAAUUCAUUGGCCAAAUCUCAUGGCUUGGAAGAGGACGGAUAUGCCAAAGACCAAAAUAGGCAUGAUGAGAAUAUUAGGCCUCUGUGCUAUACAGGCUCCAGUCAAGCUAAGUGUAGUGAUUCUGUUGCGACAUCUUCUCCAGAAAUUGGUGUGUCCUGCAGCUGCCCUUCUUCACAGUCAAAUUUCUUGUGCAAAUUAUCCACCACUUCCUCACUGUCUACACAGCCCCUCCAUUCUUCCAUAUACAGCAUCAUCCCACAAGCCAAGGAUAUGAGCAAUGAGCUACAGAUCUUAACACCAUCUUUUGUGCCUACUGUUGAGGCUUCUGAUAAACAGUGUGAUAGCUGUGAGUUUAAAAGUAAUGUGAACAAUUCAGAAGAAAAGGCUGAAUUCUCUCUUCCUCAUUUACCCCAGGACUUUUCAGCAACUGAACCGAAAAGUGUAGAUUUUUUCAGAGAACAGGGAUCUGUAAUUUGCUGUAAUAACUCUCUGAAAUGCCAAGAUGUAUCGGAUUCCUCCUUUAACACUGCUGGUCAUACCUCUUUAGAGAAAAGGACCUUUGUUUCUAGUACUGUACCAACUCUUUGCAGGCAGGGAGACCGCACCAAAGAAACAUGUAAGGUCUCUGGAUUGAUAGAUACUCAACAGCAACAUACAAGACAUUCCUUUGUGAAACUUCCAGAACAUAAAGUAAAGCGGUUAGAAUUUGGUAAUUGGAACGCUUCACAGGUUGCUGUUUUAGCCGCGCAACAUUCCCAAGUGAGCCAUGGAAAAGAAGAAUCAAAGAAACUUUGUGCUGAAUCCAAGACUUUUGGUCCUAGUAAAACCAGUUCAGAAAGUCAACAACCACCUGCUUAUUGUGAGCGAUCCGCUAUGCAGAGUCUUAUUAAAUACAGUGGGAACUUUGCUAAAGAGGCAGAUGCUUGGCAAAGCAGUAGUAAGAAAAGUCCUUUUGGGGGACUUGGCAACAUGAAGUUGAAUGAACCCCAAUUAAAAACUGUCAGGGUCCAAAGUAUUUCACAACCAGAGGUCAAGAAAGAUCCAGAUAGACCUGGGAGUGCUAAGCCACUUUCAAAGGAUAUCGUGGGUUUUCAGGGUGAAGCAGAAGUGCGGAAUCCACCUGUAGGCAUUGCUGUGGCUGUUGCUCGGCAAAAGGACAGUACUGGAAGUAAAAUGAUUUCCUCUAAAGGACAUGCAAGAGAAGAGAAUAUGGAUGAGCGGAUCAAGCAUUGCAAUGAACGAUUGCUUAUGGAGAGAUUCGACAGAGAGCAGGCAAAACUGCUGAGAGAAAACAAAGACUUACCCGACAUCUCUCAGAUUCAUUCAUCUGGAUGUGCUGGUAUUGGGUUGAGCUCUAAUUUGAUGGUGACAGGAGGAACAUCACUAUCAGCUUCAGGACCAUGGGCAACUGAUUCCAACUCACACUUGUUGAAUCCAUGGCUACCCUCUGGAGUGAUACCCUGCAUGUGGCAUGCUGACCACCCACACGGUUUGUCCCACCCCACUUUUCAUCAGGUAAUGAACCCAGCAAUGCCUCAAGGGGUAUCUGCCUCUUUUCCAUCUGCUUAUACUUUUGCAAGAGAUCCUCAAAAUGGCCAGAUCGUGGUGAUCCCAACUGAACAUUUAACCCAUUUUGCAGAAAUACUGGAUCGGACGCCCUCACUUUGGCCUUCUAUGUAUUCAUCAGCACGCAGCCCCCUACAGCAUGUACAUCAGCUUCAGCUUUUCUCUCAACAGCAGCUGAUGCGACAGCAUGAACUCUAUAUGUUACUGCAGCAUCAAGCUGCACACUCUGUAGAUUUGCAUAGGAGUACACAGCUGGAUGUUCUAGAGUCACAGAGGAGUGAACAAAAAGAUGCUCUAGAUCUGCAGAGGAAUGCAUUAGACCUUCUAGAACUGCAGAAAAGCUCACAAUUGGAAAUUAAAGAACUACACAGGAGGACCCAGCUUAGUUCUCAAGAUUUUCACAGAAAUGAGCAAUUGACGGAGCAAUUCAAAUUAGGGGAUGAAAACGUUGUGGAGCAGACAUCAGAAACCAGUAAAAAAACUCCAUUGUCCAGUACAGGGUCAUUGCAAAAAAAGGUGAUUUCUUCAUCCGUUUCUACUUCCAGCAGCAAAGUAUUUAGUUCCUCGUCUAUUCCUGUCAAAUCCUUCCCAGUGUCAAAUAAAUUGGAAGAACAGCCUGAGAUACACAAUGCCAAACUUCCUUCCAUGUGCAUGACACCUCCCACUACAAUUAUGCCAACCAAAGUGGAAGUUUAUGAAGAAUCAGUAAAGGAUAUGGAUAUAAAGCAGGAUGUCUCUUCUCCAUCCCAAGAUCCCACACAUGGAUUUUCAUUCCAGUCUUUUUCACCAUCUGUUCAACAGCACCCCUCUUAUAUAACCAAACCAACGAUUGUUGCAGAUAUAGAACAUUUUGCUCCAGUCAGACUUCCUGAGUUAAGUGCAAUUCACAUUGAAACUACUCACAUUUUAGAGCAUUUUGAGACAGGAAAAACAAUGAAUGACACGAUUAAAAUAGAAAAUGUAAGUGCUGUAACAUGUAGAGAAAUCCUUGAGGAUCAUGGAGAGUGUGUCGAUUCUAUGGAAUGUCAGAAUAUUCUGUUUCAGGAAGUAGAGCCUCCAAUUAUAGGGGAGCAUGAAGAUAAAACAUUAAUGGAGUGUCUUCCAUCUGGUAUUUCCAAUGUGAACCCGAUCAAUGGAAAAGGGACUUCUUCAACUCAGACUGAUUUCAGUGACACAUUCAGCCAGGUUGAUAAUAGUGAAGUAAAUAUGACCACCAUGCCUCAGAAUGAUGAACAAUCUCACAGAACAAGUGAAAUAUGUGACUUAAAUAUGUUAACUAGCGCAGAAUGUAUAGACAGAAACAUAGAUGAUGUGGAUCCUGGAGUUUUUAGCUGUAAAGGGGAAGCUGUGUCUUCUGGACUUUUCAGUGUGAAUUCUGUGGAUCUCAAAACUGAAGACCCAUUGGCUGGUAUGAAUGCAUUGAUCGCAGCAACAGAAAUGCCUCAGACCUGCUCUUUGAUGCCUGCAAGUACAGUAAUUAUGACUCCUGACAUAUCUAUUGACCAUUCACUCUUGCAAGGCAUUGUUCUAUUGAGUGAAAUAGCUCAAAUACAGCUGGAGAAAAGAAAACACUUGGAAGAUUUGCAAAGCUGCCAUGUUAGACCAUCCCUUGAAAGUCUGUUGGCUGCUAGCACUCAAAUGUUAAUGGAGGUGCUCUCAUCGCCAGCAGUGGAUGUCCUGAAAGCUCAAUCAAUCAAAUUACCUCGUGAACUAACACUUAAUAAGAAGUACAGUUGGAAGCAAAAAAAUCGGCAUUAUUCGAUCACAUCUGCCAUUGAUGACACGGAUUCAGUGGAACUUGACUGUAGGGUAAGGCUGGCUGAGUUACAGAGGCAGUACAGAGAAAAGCAAAUGGAACUGGCAAAGCUACAGAGGAGGAGGGACUCUGAGGAGAAGCCUGGUGAAAUCCUUAAGAACUUAACAAGGCGGGGCCCUGGAAGGCCAAAGAAAAGGAAGUAUGGAAUUAAUCCUCUGCGUCAUACACAAGAGAGGGCAAAACACAACACCCAAAAGCUCAGCAAUUGUGUUUUACUCUCUGAAAGAUCUAAAACAGGUGAUUGUUUACGAAGGACAUUGCUGAACAUUUCGGAAGUUGGUGAGGUGGAAAAUGGAGGUGGAAAUUUGAAAAGCAGAAUAAACAGUUGGGAGGAACAAAGCAGAGCAGAAGGUUACAUGUAUGAGUUCACAGACCAUAGUGGAGGAAAACCGAAUGCAAGAAAUUUGAAGGAUUUUUCAGGUUCAGAAUUCAAGCAGAUGCAAAGUAUCCAUCGUUUACGGAUUAAUUCCAGAGAAGAUACGGACACAGAGGAAGAUGAUGAUUUUAUAGGAAAUGAGUGGCCCUCCCAGCCCAAGUCAAUACAGUAUAGUAUGUGCAAUAUGCUGACACGAAAGAUGAAGACCCUUGGAUGUUUUCAAUCUCCUGGAAGCAUCUCCUCGCGCUAUGGGACUGUCAGAUCUAAGCAGUCAGUCAGCAGAAAUAAGAAGUUUUGUUUAUUGCUGCAGGAUCCAGAAGCUGGGUCAUCCUUCAGUGAUUCAACGGAGGACUCAUUUGACCAAGAUUAUAGCUCAGAAGAGGAGGAAGAGUAUGUUGGUUAUGAUAUAGAUCGGUUCUCGUGCCCACACAUGGAGGAUAGUGGGCUAGGUCUUCUUGCUCGAUUUGCUGCCAGUGUACAACCCAGUCCUAUCAUAUAUCCACCUUUAUCCAACAUUCAACCAGAAGUUAAACAAAAAUCUGAGGAAGAGAAACAAAGCUUAAUUGGCACAGAGUUUGGAGACAAGGAUUCAAAGAGUAAGGUGAAAAUUGAAACAAAGCCUUUAAUUGGCAUACAAUUUAUUAACUCGAAAAAUGUACAGAAUUCUACAUUGGCUAUAGAAGAUGAAUCCAUUCUUAAUCACUCCGAGAAAGAAAAGAUACUGGACAAAGCACAAAAAUUAAAAAAACUAAAAACCACAAAAGAACGCAGCCAAGAAUUUGUAGCCGAGGUAAGCGAUGAUGAUCUGUGGAGCCGACGCCGAAGUGAACGUAUCUUUCUUCAUGGUACAGUCAGUUCUACAUCUGUACUGUCUGAUGUCACUACAAGCGUAACAUCUGUAUCUAAAACCAUCCGCUGCAGCAAGGUGACAAGCCCCAAGAAGGCCAAAGAACAAAAAGACAACUCUAAGAAAAGAAGGUCCAAGGAAACCCUCUUAUCCUGCCUGUCUUCCUCAGACAUCAACAACUCACUGUCUGAGAAUCAUCUCAAUGUAUUUACCUCCAUGACCUGCAGUCGAAAAAGCAGACUGAAGAUGAAGUCUAAAAGUUUGAAGGAAGAGAAUCACAGUAAAUGUGGAGCUGUGAGCAAAUUGAUGGAAAGCAUGGCAGCAGAGGAAGACUUUGAGCCUAGUCAGGAUAGCAGUUUCUCAGAGGAUGAGAAUUUUCCCCUUGAACGCCCAGUUACUCCUGCUCCACGAACUUGUAUCAUUGACAAAGAUGAACUGAAAGAUGGGUUACGAGUUUUGAUACCUAUGGAUGAUAAACUACUUUAUGCGGGUCAUGUGCAGACUGUCCACUCUCCAGAUAUAUACCGAGUGAUUGUAGAGGGUGAAAGAGGAAACCGUCCACACAUCUACUGCCAGGAGCAGCUUUUACAGGAAGCUAUUAUAGAUGUGAAGCCACCCUCUGUCCGUUUUCUACUGGAAGGAACAAGAAUAGCAGCUUACUGGAGUCAGCAGUAUCGUUGCCUUUACCCAGGCACUGUUGUACAAGGAAACACCGACCAAGAGGAAGACACAGACCUAGUAACAGUGGAGUUUGAUGAUGGAGAUACAGGGCGUAUUCCAUUGUCUCAUAUCCGAAUGCUACCUCCAGAUUAUAAAAUACAGUGUGCAGAACCAUCACCUGCUCUUUUGGUACCUAGUGCUAAAAGGAAAGUCCGCAAGUCUAGCAAAGAAAAAAAUGAAAUGAAGGAGAGCAGUAUAAUGAGUAGUGAAGAAAUGGUGCUCAAUCGAAAAUCUAGGGGGCGUAAACCAAGCAUCAAGCAGAUAUCAGAAGAAUCAGCAAUUCAAGAAAAUGCAGAUGAAAAUGUCUCACGGACAGCUAAGAAAGUUGAGGAAAAACAACUUAAUUUGAUAAAGCCAAAAAUAAAGAAGACACAUAGAGAAAGUCUCCAACAACCACCAGAUAGUCCUUCUGCACCAAAUGUUAGAGACCAUCAAGAAGGGAAAAUUAAGAAAACCUAUUAUCCUGGUUCUGUGUUUAGAAAUGUGGUUAGUGGAGGCUUGUACUGUGAAUCAAAUGGAAAUGGAUUCAACCAGAGUACAUUAAAAGAGAAAAUAAAGACAAAAAAGAGACGAAAACUAGAACAGAAAGAUUUUGUCACAGAGGACAAAAGCUAUCGGAAAACUGAAAGUCAACUUCUGGUGAAAUUGGAUCAUGAAGGUGUUAUGUCUCCAAAGACUAAAAAAAUUAAAGAGGCAAUAAUGAAACUUGAAGAUUCUAACAAUACAAUGAAAAGAAAUCGUAAGAGAAUGAUAAGUGGAUGCUACUCUAAUGUGGAUUCCAACAAACCCAAAGAAAAGGAUGCAGAUGCAAAGCAUCAUGAAGUAGAGCAAGUUUUUGGUUCUGAAGCUUUUGACCAAGCAGACAACGACUCAAAAGUUAUAUCUGAUCAGAAAAUAGAAAACCAGAAGAAAGAAAAACAACUAGAUAACAGUAAUAGUAGCUCAGAGUCUGAGGAAGAAAAUGAGAGGAAGAAAAGACAGGGAAAAAAACAACACAGCUCAACUAGUAGCUCAACAUCUUCAACAUCUAAAUCUUCUACCAGCAGUAGCUCCUCUUCUUCUUCAUCAUCAUCAUCCUCUUCUUCCUCCUCCUCAUCAUCAUCCUCAUCUUCUACUUCCAGUUCUUCCUGCUCAUCAUCCUCAUUAACAGAUGAUGCUUCCUCAAGUAGCUCAGAAGAAGAUGCUUUAAAUGUUGCUUCCAACGUGCCAGAUACUCAAAAGCACCACUGUAAGUUUAUGAGAUCUAACAGCAGAUCUAAGACUACUGUACACAUUAGGCCACAAAAGCAGGAGCAACAAAGAGGUAGUAAAUGCAAACCAAAGAAGAGAGAAGGUAUACAUCUGCCUACAACCAAGGAGCUGGCAAAAAGGCAGAGACUGCCCUCGGUAGAGAAUAGGCCUAAAAUUGCUGCCUUCCUGCCUGCUAGACAGCUCUGGAAGUGGUUCGGUAAACCUACCCAGAGGAGAGGAAUGAAAGGGAAGGCACGGAAAUUAUUCUACAAAGCAAUUGUGCGUGGAAAAGAAAUUAUACGGAUUGGGGAUUGUGCAGUGUUCUUAUCAGCCGGACGCCCAAAUUUACCCUAUAUUGGAUGUAUUCAGAACAUGUGGGAAUCUUGGGGAAAUAAUAUGGUGGUGAGAGUCAAAUGGUUUUAUCAUCCAGAGGAGACCAGUCCCGGAAAAAAGUUCAAUGAUAGCAAGGCGUGGGAUCAACAACUUGGUAAAGAGAGUACAUCAUGUCUCCAGAUCUCUAUACAUAGAAAGGAUUUCAUGGAGCGUGCAUUGUACCAGUCCUCUCACGUCGAUGAGAAUGAUGUGCAGACGGUUUCCCACAAGUGUCUGGUUGUCGCUCUCGAGCAGUAUGAGCAGAUGAUAAUGACAAAGAAAUACCAUGACAGUGAGGAUCUCUACUACCUUGCAGGAACUUAUGAGCCCACCACAGGAAUGAUCUUCAAUACUGAUGGAGUGCCUGUUAUCUGCUGAAUAUAGUUUAUCCCAAACAAGACUUUCUGACAAUCAUUAACACAAUAAUGACAUAGGUAGAGAAGGCAAAAUAACACUAUAGGGUAAAAAGCCUAUAUGAUGCUAAGUCACUUGUCCAAAGUUUGAUUUGUAAGUUUAAACAUGUUCAAAAUGCAAUGUCAUAUUCAUGUUAUAGUUACUAGUUUUAAUCAGUAGCAAAUACUGUAUAUAACAGAUAAAAGUAAAUGUAAAUGGAUAGGCACUCUGAAGAAUGUAGACAAGCACUUACAUUUCAGUGAAAAAAUAUUUCUUAGUAUGUUCUUAAAGAAUAUUUACAGUAUACUGUAUUGAAAGUGGAAAUAAGGCACGAUUUAACUCCAUGUAUGUAUUAAGAAAAAUGAAGAGACAGUUAAUGUCUCCAGAUCUUCAGGGAUCAUGACUUCAGUAUUGUAAGACGUAGUGGUUCAGAUCAUGGAAGCGCUUUCUGGACCAAAUGUGGCUCUGACAACUAGAUGGUUUAUUUUUCUUAAUGAACUGGGAUCACAUGUACACAUAAGAUAUUUCACACUAAAGUAUUUGUACUGUACUUACCUGCAGUUAUGUAUAGAAUUUAAUAAUUUCACGCAAAUAUGCUUCCAUGUAAUGCAACAUUGCAUACCAGAUAUUUCAAACCAUCAAUUACCAUAGGAAGAAAAAAAACAUGACCUUUUCAGACAAUCUUGAGACGGAAAGAAUUUUGUCUUUUACUUGUUAUUUCUUACGCAUUUUGUUUUGUUGCACAGUUCUGUGUCCCUUUUCAUAAAAUAUACUGUAGCUAA